GGCCGGGGCAGUUGUAAAGGCAACUUGGAGAGUCCGUGAGAGUCCGGGGACAGGUAGCUAUCAGUAUAUGUGGCAGCUGGACUUUGACAGUUUCUUCAAGGAGAGGAGAAACAGACCCAUUCCAAGGAGAUUUUUAAAGCUACUGAAGUUGGAAGAUGGGGAUCUGACCUGAACUGGUGCAUGCACGGAAGAUAAGCCAGCUGCCAUAUUGAUUCAAUCAACACUCAAGGAAAACUCUGAGGACAGCCAGAAAUGGAGCCCUGGGUUCCUAUUUCACAGCCUCAGCCCCAAGGGAGGCCUGCAGCACAGCUAGGGCUUCAGAGGAGUGGCCAUCACAAGCCAUGAUCCCCUCAUUCUCGGCAAAGUGGUGAGAAGUUCUACCAGUGGUCAGACCUUCGAGGGGGCCCUCCGCCAUGGGCAACUCAAUGGGCAGAUUACCAGUGGACAAACCAUCCAUAUAGACCAGGGCAUCAGAGUAGGCCCUCACUCUGGACAGAGUAUUAUGAAGGUUAUCCCAGUCACCUAUAUCCCAGGUCAGGAUAUGAGAAUCCAUAUCAGAACCACCCUCCUACAAGCACAAAGGAAGAGUAUGCCUAUGGAAGUUAUUAUCAUGGACACUCACAGCUGCUGAAAGAAGAGAGAGUUCCAAGGCAGGGGAGUCCCUACAUGAGGCAUGGAGAUUAUAGGGACCAAAACCCCUACAGUGACUACCAUGAGGAAAGACAGAGCAGCCCAUUUGGAACAAAUGGUGAAAUCCAGCUUCGGCAAGAAAGACCAGGGGAAGAGGAGUUGCAGCCGAGCACCUUGGAAGGUGUCAACACCCGGCUCAGUGAGGUUUCAUUGGCUGGUGAGUCCAGUUUGCUCCAACAGUAUAAGGAGUCGGGUCUUAGCUCCAGCAGCUAUGAGCUCAGCCAGUACAUGUCGGAUUCUUCUGAUCAGUUUGACUCUGCCCCUCUGAAGAACUGGAAUCCUAUUCAGACAGGUAGCAGUAGCAUGGGUCCUGUGGAUCCCAUGAAGUUCUUCGUUGCUCACACACCGGUGUGCUUUGGGCCAGGAGGUCAGCUGAUACUGGUUUGCCCCAACCAUCCAACUGAUGGGCAGACAGCGCUUGUGGAAGUGCAUAGUUUGGAGGUUUUCCUUAAUGACACUGAGGAACAAGAAGAGCUAAGAGCUUUCUCAGGACCUCUGAUCAGGGAAGAUGUGCACAAGGUGGACGUGAUGUUGUUUUGCCAGCAGAAGGCAGCUUUGAGUUCCAAGGCCGAGACACCAAGAGGUAGAGACUUGGCCCUGCUCUGGAAGCUGCUGGUCCUCCUUUGUCGGCAGAAUGGAUCAAUGGUGGGGUCGGAUGUAGCUGAGCUGUUGAUGCAAGACUGCAAGAAGCUGGAGAAAUAUAAAAGACAAGCCCCUGUAGCUAACCUGAUCAACUUGACCGAUGAUGACUGGCCGGUACAAAGCUCUGGGAGAUCCAACUUGCUCACUGGUGAGAUUCUGCCCAGUGUAGAGACACCAGCGCGAAUUAUUGAGAAGUUCACUAAACUCCUCUUCUAUGGAAGAAGGAAGGAAGCCCUGGAAUGGGCCAUGAGGAACCAUUUGUGGGGCCAUGCACUCUUCUUGUCCAGCAAGAUGGACCGGAGGACCUACAGCUGGGUCAUGAGUGGCUUCAUUAGUUCUCUGGCUCUCAACGAUCCCCUGCAGACUCUCUUCCAGCUCAUGUCUGGGAGGAUCCCCCAGGCAGCCACGUGCUGUGGGGACAAGCAUUGGGGAGACUGGAGGCCACACCUGGCAGUAAUGCUGUCUAAUCAGGCUGGAGACCCUGAAUUGCAUCAGCAAGCCAUUGUUACUAUGGGUGAUACCCUGGCGGGGAAAGGGCUAUUGGAGGCAGCUCACUUCUGUUACCUGACGGCCCAUGUGCCUUUUGGUCACUACACUGUGAAGACAGACCACCUGGUUUUGCUGGGCAGUAGCCACAGUCAGCAGUUUUUGAAAUUUGCAACCACUGAGGCCAUCCAAAGGACGGAAAUCUUCGAAUACUGUCAGAUGUUGGGACGGCCUAAAUUCUUCAUCCCUUCUUUCCAGGUAUACAAACUGCUUUAUGCUUCCCGUCUGGCAGAUUAUGGUCUCACAUCCCAAGCCUUGCAUUACUGUGAGGGUAUCAGCUCAGUCCUCCUGAGCCAGACAGAGAGCAGCCACCCUGUGCUAUUAGCAGAACUCAUCAAGUUAUCAGAAAAGCUGAAGCUGUCAGACCCUCUGCUCUUGGAAAGACGUCAUCGAGGGAAAGAGCAAGAACCUGAGUGGUUGGUAGAGCUUCGGGAACGACAAAGGGAACUCAAGUUUGCGAAAAAAGCAGAAGACAACGUUGGUGAUCCUGAUUUCGUUUACACAGAUAUUUUAAAAGCCAGACAGUCAACAGCAGAGAACACCCUCUACCAAGAUCCCAGUCAGGGUCAAGGCUACACAGAACCCCUCAGAUACCCUUCAUCCGUGCAGCUUCUGCCUGAGGGGACAGAUCUGAGCCAGCCAGAUCUGCAACAGCACCCUCCCUUCCAGCUAGGUCUGAGUCCUGCUGGGGAAGGACCAGGCACACCAGUGCCGCUUUAUGCCAGGCCGGAGACGGCAAUGACAGUAUCCUCUGAAAUGACACAGCCAGAGGAAGAUCAGCAGGCAUACCUACCCCAUGAGGAUAUCCCAGAAUCUCAACAGUCAUACCAGUACCAGUCCCCUGAGAUUCAAAAGGACUCAGUGGCUCCUAGAGCACGCAGCAUUUCUGAGAGUUCUACCAUUUCUUUAGAAGAUGAAAAAGAAGACUCCUCAGGUGAUGAUGAUGAAAAAAAAGCUGUCCAAGACAAUGUAAAGAGCAAGAAGGAACCAGAAAGGAGUGCAAAGGGCUCCGGGUUUGGAUGGUUCAGUUGGUUUCGAUCCAAACCUGCUAAAACGCCUUCUGCAGAAGAGGACUCCUCUGACAGCUCUGACUCUGAGGAGACGUCCACCGAAGCUCAGUCUCCCUUGGCUAGCACAACCCCCUCCAUGUCAUCUCCUUCCUUUUUCCUGCCUCACCCAGGUGCCAACACUGUCUCCGUAAGUCCAGGUGAAGGUGAAAGAAGAGGAUCCAUGAUCAAUAAAAAUCUGCCUGCAACAGAGGGUGCCCCCCACGAACUUCAUUUCAAUCCCAGUGGCCUACCCCCUACUUCUAACUUUGGAAAUGCUGUCCCUCUCUACAACCCAUCCCAGGUGCCUUAUCUCUCCAUGACUACGAGUGUGAAUCGGCCAAAUCGCCUUGCUCAGCGGCGCUAUCCAACCCAGUCAUGACAAGAAUAACUUAGAACAUCCUUCCUGGACUUCAGGUUUUUCUCCCCCACAGCUAGGACACAGGACAAUGGUGUUGCCUUUAUAUCUGGCUUGUUUUCUUAACCUCCUAAUGCCUUGUUCUAUCCUCUUGGGAAGCGAAGGGGGUCCUUAUUACUGGAUCAUUAUCUCCACAAAAGACACUGGAAGGCCAGGAGAGUGGCCUGCUUCAUUAUUUGUUGAACUCCUUCAGACAAAUAGGAGGGUAUUGCUUCAAAGGGUGUGUGUGAGGGAAACCCUUGGUGUAAAAGCACACUGCCAGUGCACUGAAAGCUCUCUGUGAUGGUGAUGACUUUCUCAGGAAAACAAGGAUCCACAGAACCUUUGCUAGAAUCACUUUUAACACCAUUUGGCACAGUUAGGAAAUUCACUAUGGGGAGAAAGAUGGGCCUGUUAUAGAAUAAAUUUUUCCUUAAGUCCCAGGAGUAAGUUCUUAACCUUCCGUGUAAUAGAGGCAGUUAGGUGGUGCAGCAGAUACAGCACUGGUCCUAGAGUCAGGAGGACCUGGGUUCAAAUGUGGCCUCAGA
This is a messenger RNA of Trichosurus vulpecula (common brushtail), 3869 nucleotides long. RefSeq names its product protein transport protein Sec16B. Gene Ontology annotation, cellular component: ER to Golgi transport vesicle membrane; endoplasmic reticulum exit site. Gene Ontology annotation, biological process: COPII vesicle coat assembly; Golgi organization; autophagy. The record is from RefSeq and is a predicted model, not a curated record. NCBI's taxonomy places the organism in Eukaryota, Metazoa, Chordata, Mammalia, Diprotodontia, Phalangeridae.